Lingula anatina is the source of this 827-nucleotide messenger RNA. RefSeq names its product methyltransferase-like protein 27. The record is from RefSeq and is a predicted model, not a curated record. Lineage: Eukaryota; Metazoa; Brachiopoda; Lingulata; Lingulida; Lingulidae.
AGGAGAUGCAUGGACACGCAGGUUAAACCGAGAUCAUAGUGAUCGAUGUGCGUUAUAUCGGUUGUCACGUGAUCUGUUAGCGUCAGUUUGAUCUACAUGUAUUACCGGACCGGGAUAGUUGAUAACAGGGUUUGACACCCAUAAAUUAAAAAAAAAAAAAACAAGACAAAAUGACGUCGGCUGAUGCUGAGAAAGAUCGGCAGGUUGUCGAUUCAAUCACCACUCCAGGGAUAACUGUUGAGCAAGUUAUGGACAUGUAUAAAUCCUGGGCCAAUUCAUAUGACCAAAGCAUGAUAAAAGUUCUGGCUAAGGGACCUAUCUUCGCGGCCAAGGUUGUCAAAGACGUCUUGGGUGACGACAGGAAAGCAUUGAUAUUGGACGCCGGCGCCGGCACAGGACUUGUUGGGAAAGAGCUCCAAUCUGCUGGUUUUAGUUACAUCGACGCCCUUGAUGGCUGCCAAGAUAUGUUAGAUGUUGCUAAGGAGAAAGGGAUUUAUAUGAAAUACAUUUGUGCUUAUCUGGGACCUGACAAGUUGGACAUCCCCACAGCACAUUACACGUGUACAGUGUGUGUUGGAACCAUAGUACCUGGCCAUGCCACUGCGGCCUGUUUGCCAGAACUGAUACGUAUUACCAAACCAGGCGGCCACGUGAUCAUAGCGACGCGGGAGGUCCACCUCCCACAUGUCGGACAUGAAGGGAAGAGUUUUGAUGACUGGCUGCAGAUACACGAAGACGAUAACCUGUGGAGGAAGUUGGAGAGAAAGAGAGUACCAGAAUACCAAGGGGAAUUUGCAGGCAUUGUGUAUACUUAUCAAAUCCUGUGA